Messenger RNA from Vicia faba (fava bean), 408 nucleotides. The record is from the annotation of a GenBank genome assembly. NCBI's taxonomy places the organism in Eukaryota, Viridiplantae, Streptophyta, Magnoliopsida, Fabales, Fabaceae.
AUGACAUUACUCAAUAGAUUUAAUGUAAUUGUGAUCUUUAUGAUAAGUUUUGUGUUGGUUUUGGGAACAUCGAUAUGCUCUAAAAUUCCUCAACCACCUUCUGAUGCUCCUUCACAUAAUAUUAGUUAUGCACCAAGACCAUUGUCAUCAUAUGAAAAAUAUUUAACUAUUUGUUCAAGCAAAUUAAAGAAAGAAUGUGGAAAAGAGAUAUUCUCUAGUGUCUUUGUUGGAAAUGGAACUGUUAGUGAUUAUUGUUGUCAUAACCUUGUGAAUGACGUUGGAAAAUCUUGUCAUUUUGACAUGACAAGGUAUGCAACACAAUUUCCAGAAUAUUCAAAAAACAAAACAGAAAUUUUAAAUAGGUGUUCGAAUGUUUGGAAUUAUUGCAUCGCACUUCAUCCAAUGUAA